AUGCACAUCCAACCUAUGCGCACAGGUAGUGGUGGUGGUGUUGAUCAUAUGGACUCCAUGGAAUCAUGCGUCCCUCCAGGGUUCAGGUUCCACCCCACCGACGAGGAGCUCGUCGGCUACUACCUCCGCAAGAAGGUGGCCUCCCAGAAGAUCGACCUCGACGUCAUCCGCGACAUCGAUCUCUACCGCAUCGAGCCAUGGGAUCUCACAGAGAACUGUGGCAUCGGGUACGAGGAGCAGAACGAGUGGUACUUCUUCAGCUUCAAGGACCGCAAGUACCCGACGGGGACGAGGACGAACAGGGCGACCAUGGCAGGGUUCUGGAAGGCGACGGGGAGGGACAAGGCGGUGCAUGAGAGGAGCAGGCUCAUCGGCAUGAGGAAGACCCUCGUCUUCUACAAGGGCAGGGCGCCCAACGGACAGAAGACCGACUGGAUCAUGCACGAGUACCGCCUCGAGACUGACGAGAACGCGCCGCCGCAGGAAGAAGGAUGGGUGGUGUGCAGGGCGUUCAAGAAGAGGACGGCGUACCCGAACCGGGGCAUGAUGGAGAGAUGGGGCUCAAACUACUCCUACAACGAGGUCAAUGCCAUGUCUGGCGCGCCGUUCCCGGACCCGAACAUGGCGUCGACGUACGCGGCAGCGGCGCAGAUGGGCAGGGGCGCGAGCUUCAAGGAGGAGGCGGAGCAGCUGGACGGGGCCGCCGCCCUGCUGCGAUACACCUCCAGCCACCUCGUCGAGCUGCCGCAGCUCGAGAGCCCCUCCGCUCCUCUCCCGCGUAAGAAGGCCAGGGCACCCGAGGAGGAGGAAGAUGCCGCCUCCGGUGGCAGUAGGCGUCGACCUCGCAAGCACGCGCAGGCCGACAAUGCGGCCACCACGGACUGGAGGGCGCUGGACAAAUUCGUAGCGUCGCAGCUCAGCCCCAGCGGCGAGUGCGCCGCUCUGGAAGCAACGACGGCGACCACGGCGGCUGCGGCAGCCGGCGCGAGCUCGCAGGCGCAGGCGCAGCUGGACCGUGACGAGGACGAUAUGGCCGCAUUGCUGUUCCUCAACAGCGAUGGGAGGGAUGAGAUGGAAAGGUGGACGGGGUUGCUUGGCUCGGCCGGCGCCAGCGUCGACGGCGAACUUGGGAUCUCCGUGUUUGAUAAAUGA
Molecule: messenger RNA, 1152 nt
Organism: Triticum turgidum subsp. durum (durum wheat)
Lineage: Eukaryota; Viridiplantae; Streptophyta; Magnoliopsida; Poales; Poaceae
Source: the annotation of a GenBank genome assembly